This is a messenger RNA of Telopea speciosissima, 1424 nucleotides long. RefSeq names its product zinc finger HIT domain-containing protein 2. The transcript has 6 exons. NCBI's taxonomy places the organism in Eukaryota, Viridiplantae, Streptophyta, Magnoliopsida, Proteales, Proteaceae. The record is from RefSeq and is a predicted model, not a curated record. Bases 114 to 1316 code for a protein of 400 amino acids.
CAACAAUUCUUCAUUCGUAGCAGGCUCGAGGACUCGAGAACGAUUGAGAGAGACGAGGAGCCGACGACCGACCGGCCACUGCUGCAACGUGCAAUCCGGCGGCUCAGACAGUGAUGACAUCUGAGGAACCCACAAUUUCCGCCCAAUUGGCUCAAGCAACCAGGAUUAUCUGUCGAGUAUGCCAAAAGCAAUUUUCAAAGUACACUUGCCCUCGAUGCAAUUCCCGAUAUUGUUCACUUCACUGUUACAAGGCUCAUAGUCUCCGUUGCACGGAAUCGUUCAUGCGAGAAAAUGUUGAGGAGGAGCUCCGACAACUGCAACCUGAUGAUGAAACAAAAAGAAAAAUGCUAGACAUACUCAAACGACAUCACACAGAAGAUGAGAUGGAUGAAGACGACUCUCCUCUGUCUGAAGAGACCAUUCAGAAGAUUUUAUCUGGAAAUGAAGUCAGUUUAGAUGAAUUAUCUGCAGAAGAAAUGAAGCAACUCCAAAGAGCAGUUGCAUCUGGAGAAUUAAGCAAAAUGAUACAGCCUUGGGAACCCUGGUGGUUCAAGCAUUCUGCAAGAAUGAUUUCUCUCAGCCGUGAGGGAACUAAGCUUGUUCAGCCACUUAAUGAGGAAGAUGUCAGAAAAUCAACAGAAGAUGAUUCUGAAAGCGGCCAGUCAACUAUUAUACCGCCUGGGCCUGAAACUCCACUGCCACCCGUCAGCAAGCUGAGUUCCAUAGCGCCAUCCCCUCUUUUAGCAGUUCAUCUGGUUGACACUAUAUACUCCUAUUGCUUCACUCUACGUUUCUACAAUGGGGAUUGGCAAUCUGAUGCCCUUGGUGCGGCCAUGGUGGUAUUGAAUGUCUCCUCUGUCUUGGGUGAAGGUGGACAGCCAGAGACAGUAUCACAAGCACUUUCCCAUUGCUUGGAGCAGACAUGCUCACCUGCUUACAGGCAUGCUGGUGGCUUGAGUUUUGGGAUAUGUCUUCUUGAUGAUUUAGUAAAGCUACUUUCUCUAGGUGGAGCUGCUUUAGUGUGCCUGCUCUGUGAUCUACAGAGGCUGAUUCAGGCUGGACAGAGGGAACUGAAGGCUGAAAAACCCAGGAAGCUGAAAAGGGUGGAAGUGGGGACUAAGCUUAAGCUUGCUGAGAAGAAGGUUUACUUUUUGAUGUGUUGGGUUCAUGAGCAACCAAAGGAAUUUUGGUCUUCAUUGAUGACCAUUGUUGGGGUGGAGAAGGAUUUGAUUGCAUCUGUGGGACAUGAAGGCAGUCAUGUAAAAGUGGAUGCGAAACCAGAAUCCAAGGGUAAGGUCAUAAUUGAGGAGGUUUAGGGAAUUCCUCAUUGGAACGGUUUAAUGUAAACCGUUUUGUAUAGAUGGUUAAGCUUAUCAUGUAACACAUCUUACUCAAUUGAGACGUGCAUUAUCCAAUAAACAUAU